CCCCAAAGGCUCUCCUAUAAGGGCCUGGGCUAGAGCCGGGCCUUCAGAGCCUUCCGCCGGCGAUCCCACCUCCUUGGCUUCCCUGGAAGGACCGAACAGAGAUGAAGCUCCUUCCGGUUCUGUUGCUUCUCCUGCUGGGGACGGCCUCCGCUCUCAGACCGAGCCACAGGGCCCCGGACCUUGAAGUUCCCGCCGGAGAGGAUGCCGGCGCCUCCGGGGACGACGGCUCCUGCGGGGAAGAGGGGGACGGGGAGACGGCCCCCGAGCCCGCGGCCGCCGACGACAUCCAGUGCCCCAAGGAAGAGGAAGUCAUCCGCGUGACGGGGAGCCCGGGGUGCAAGACCUGCCGCUUCGUGCUGGUCAGGAGAUCGCUACCCUUUAACCGGGCUCAGAACGUCUGCAAGCGCUGCUACCAGGGGUCUCUGGCGUCCAUCCACAACUACAGGUCCAACCUUCAGAUUCAGAGCUCGCUCGGAUGCCUCAACCAGGGCCAGGUCUGGAUCGGAGGCCAAAAGGUCGGCCAGGGAAGCUGCCAGAGGUUUCGUUGGCUUGACGGGACCUCCUGGAAUUACUCUUACUGGGCAUUCGGCCAACCUCAAACGUGCGGGGGUCGCUGUGUGACGCUGUGCACAAGAGGCGGACACUGGCGUCAGGCCCGCUGUUCUCGGUGUCUCCCCUCCAUCUGCUCCUACUGAUCCAGCCCCACCUGGGAUUUGCAGCCCCUCCCGGUUGCUCCUCCCCGGUCCUGAGGAGUCAGCCUGUCCCCUUGGUGCCCUUCUCCCUCCUCGACCGUCCCUCCCCCACGACCUUCUCUGGAAUAAACUCAGGCUUCUGGCAGCGUU
Messenger RNA from Ornithorhynchus anatinus (platypus), 842 nucleotides. RefSeq names its product bone marrow proteoglycan-like. The transcript is spliced from 6 exons. The record is from RefSeq and is a predicted model, not a curated record. Gene Ontology annotation, biological process: immune response. The coding region runs from base 102 to 695 and encodes 197 amino acids. NCBI's taxonomy places the organism in Eukaryota, Metazoa, Chordata, Mammalia, Monotremata, Ornithorhynchidae.